AUGGAAAUGCGUGACAUACGGUUUUGUCAUGUUAUUAUUUCUUUGCAAAAGUUGUUUUUGAUGUGUUUUUAUACUUGUAUUUCGUGGAAACACAAUAUAAUAGAUAAAUGGCGGCUUUUGAAAGAGUAAGCUCUACCUUCGUAAAACCACUUAAGUUUAAUGAGCCUAUAGACAUAAGAAGGUUUCGAUUGCCUUCUUUAAGACCUGUGGAUGAUGAUUACAAUCCUCGAGAUCACAGGAAUCCUGCAAAACCAAUUAAACCAUGGAUGGCGUAUUUCAAUGUGUUGCGGACUCUGCUGGGCCCUGGCAUGUUGAUCAUGCCUCUCGCCAUUGCUCAAGCUGGGCUGAUUCUAGGACCAAUAAUAGCAUUGAUAUAUGGAUGUGUACUUGCACAUACACAUAUAAUGUUGUUAAACUGCUUGAAUGAAAUUGCUCGGCAGGUAAAAAUACCAUAUAUAUCAUAUAGAUACGGGUUCCGUUUAGCAAUACUUCAUGGCCCACCUUUCUUACAUUGGAUAGGAACAAAUGGUCCUACAAUCAUAGCAGUUUUUAUGAUCUGCAGCCAGCUUGGAGUAUGCACUAUUUUUGUUAUAUUGACUUCAGAUAGUUUGCGAGAUUUAAUGGAUUUUCAAAGUAACAAUACUGCUCUUUUGGCGCUGCUUAUUCCCUAUUUACUAAUGGAACUCUUAAUGAAGAAUGUGAAGGUUAUCAGCUACGUGUCCCUUAUCGGUACCCUAAUGAACGCAAUCGGAUUGGUUCUAGUGUAUUACCAGUGCUUUUCCGACCCGGCGAGGGUGUACAAAUAUGCGGCUGCUGAUUUUAUGCCUAUCAUGUAUGCUUGUGGAGCAUAUCUGUGUAAUCUAAGCGCCAUUGGUGUGAUGUUGUCAGUGGACAAAAUGUUGAAGAAUCCACGACUGAUGAUGGGUAAAACUGGCGUGAUACCUGUAAGCAUGUCUGUGGCUACCUUUACGUGUAUGUCAGUCGGUGCUCUGGGCUACUGGUCUUUUGGCAGCAUGGAGGAAAAUGUACUCCGGGUUUUGCCGCUCGAUGAAGUAACUGCCUUGAUAAUUCUGGCGGUAUACCUAGUGUCUGUUGCGUUCGCUUUCCCUAUCCAGUGCUACCCGGCCAUAGGAGUGGUAAUCGAGGUGUUGAAGUACCAUGACCCCCUGAAUUCACCGUCACCCAAGACACUCAAACGAGUAGAAGUAUUGGGCCGCCCUAUUUUUGUCUUGAUGACGUUUACGAUCAGCUACUUUAUCCCGUUCCAAGCACCCGUGGUGGCAUUUGUGGGGAACCUAUGCGCUUCAAUGAUGUCGCUAGUCUUUCCCGCUCUUAUGGACACCUGCCUUCGCUACCCUAACAACUACGGCCAUCAGGGAUGGCGUUUCGUGAAGAACAUGAUCAUCAUCACGUUUGGUCUCGUCGAUUGGGUUUUUGGGGCACUCAUUUGUGGCUACAUUAUCAGUGUAAGAGUUAUUUCGAGAGCAUCCCCGAACGCAAAAGGUGGUUUUUGAUGUGCCUCUGUGUUAUGUUGUGACUUUUUGAGAAUAAUAUAAUACCUAAGCAUUA
Messenger RNA from Helicoverpa armigera (cotton bollworm), 1569 nucleotides. Its product is annotated as proton-coupled amino acid transporter-like protein CG1139. The transcript is spliced from 10 exons. Gene Ontology annotation, biological process: amino acid transmembrane transport. Bases 108 to 1514 code for a protein of 468 amino acids. Gene Ontology annotation, molecular function: L-amino acid transmembrane transporter activity. The record is from RefSeq and is a predicted model, not a curated record. NCBI's taxonomy places the organism in Eukaryota, Metazoa, Arthropoda, Insecta, Lepidoptera, Noctuidae.